This is a messenger RNA of Malurus melanocephalus (red-backed fairy wren), 2644 nucleotides long. RefSeq names its product RNA binding motif protein 14 (gene RBM14). Gene Ontology annotation, cellular component: cytosol; nuclear speck. Lineage: Eukaryota; Metazoa; Chordata; Aves; Passeriformes; Maluridae. The transcript is spliced from 3 exons. The record is from RefSeq and is a predicted model, not a curated record. The coding region runs from base 150 to 2333 and encodes 727 amino acids. Gene Ontology annotation, molecular function: mRNA binding. Gene Ontology annotation, biological process: mRNA splicing, via spliceosome.
GGAGGCAGGGCGGUGCGCACGGCACGCAGGCGCGCUGCGCACGGCACCGCCCCCGCCGCCUUCAGGAAUCGCCGCCAUUUUGAAGCCGCCGCCGCCGCUGCCGGUUCUGUCCCCGCUCCGCUCCCCCCCCCCCACCGAUUCCCGCCGCGAUGCGUCCCGGCAUCAAACUCUUCGUGGGCAAUGUCCCCGAAGAGGCGACGGCGGAAGAGUUGAGCGAGCUGUUCGCCGGCGUCGCGGGGCCGGUGCUGGGCGUCGCCCUCAUGAAACAGUUCGCCUUCGUGCACCUGCGGGACGAGGCGGCGGCCGCGCGCGCCAUCUCGCAGCUCAACGGGCACCAACUGCACGGCCGCCGCAUCGUGGUGGAGCCGUCCCGGCCGCGCCCCACCAACACCUGCAAGAUCUUCGUGGGGAAUGUGUCGGCCGCGUGCACGAGCGGGGAGCUGCGCUCGCUCUUCCAACAGUACGGCCCCGUGGUGGAAUGCGACGUGGUGAAAGACUAUGCCUUUGUGCACAUGGAGAACGAAGCCGAUGCUAAAGUUGCCAUCGAAAACCUAAAUGGGAAGGAGGUGAAGGGGCGCCGGGUGAACGUGGAGCUCUCCACCAACGUGCAGAAGAAGGGCACGGGCCAGGCCCCGCCGCCCGCCCUCGGCGUCGACAAGACCAAGCGCAUCGGCCUCGAGUACCGCGAGAAGUUCCAGCCCAAGAUCGAGGGCUUUGACCAGCAGCGCCGGGCGGCCGAUGCCGCCUUCCCCUCGGCCGCGGGCACCGGCUACGCCGCCACCCCCUCCCUGUAYGAUUACCAGCAGCGCUUCGGCGCCAAGUACGACGCCUUCGACGCGCAGCCCCGGCCCGCCUCCCCCUCCUACUUCGGCAGGGACCGCAGCCCGCUGCGGCGCUCACCYACCCGCGCCGGCUACGCGGCGGUGACGCUCCCCAUGACGGCACAGCCGGCCGCCUAUCGCGCCCAGCCCUCAGCCUCAUUGGGGGCCACGUACCGYGCCCAGCCCUCGGCCUCCCUGGGUGUGGCAUACCGCCCACAGCCCACCACGGGCCAGGCCGCCGCGUACCGCGCACAGCCCUCAGCCUCGCUGGGCAGCGCCUACCGCUCCCAGCCCUCGGUCGGCUCCCUGGGUGCCACGGGCGCUCAGCCCGCCGCCGCCAGCUCCCUCGGCUCCUACGGCGCCCAGCCCGCCGCUGCCGCCUCCUAUGGCGCGCAGCCUGCUGCCGCCAACUCCCUCAGCUCCUACGGYGUCCAGUCCGCUGCCCUGGCCUCCUCCUACAGUGCCCAGCCCGCCUCGGGCUACUCGGCCGGCUACGGUGCCCAGCCGGCCAUAGCUGCGUAUGGUGCCCAGCCCGCUGCUGGCCCGGCCAACUCCUACAGCGCCCAGGCCGUGGCCACGCACGUGGUGUCCUACGGCGCCCAGCCGGCCGCAGCCUCCUACGGUGCCCAGCCCAUGGAUGGCCACGCCAGCUCCUACGGCGCCCAGCCUGGUGCUGCACUGUCCUCCAACUACGGCGCCCAGGCCGUGGCAGUGCAUGCCAGCUCCUACRGYGCCCAGGCCGUGGCGGUCCACGCCAGCUCCUACRGCGCCCAGCCCAUGGCCGGCCACUCGGCCUCCUACGGCGCUCAGCCCGCGCUGUCCGCCUCGUACGGCGCCCAGCCCGCCGUGGGCCACUCGGCCUCGUACGGCGCCCAGCCCGCUGCGGGCCUGCCCGCGUCCUACGGCAGCCAGCCCACGGCUGCCGCGCUCCCCGCCGGCUACGGCGCGCAGACGGGCUCCUCGCUGGCUGCGUCCUACGGCAGCCAGGCCGCCGUCGCCGCAGCCUCCUACAAAGCGCAGGCCUCCGCCCCGCUGACGGCCGCGUACCGGGCCCAGGCCUCCGGCGCCAUGGCGGCCUCCUACCCGGCGCAGCAGCCGUCCUCCGCCGCGCUGGCGGCUGCGUACCGAGCCCAGCCGGGCAGCGCCUACGACGGGCCGAGCCAGCUGGGGCAGCCGGCCGGCUCCUACCUGGGCCUGGCGCAGGCCGCCGCCGCCGCACCGCCCUACGAGCGCACCCGCCUCUCCCCGCCUCGCAGCGCCGCCUACGACGACCCGUACAAAAAAUCAUCCUCUCUGGCUAAAAGGUAUGGCUCYGAACGCCGGCUGUCCGAGCUGGCCGAUUACCGGCGCUUAGCGGACUCGCCGCUGGCGUACCGCCGCUCGCCCACCAAGUCCCCGCUGGACUACCGCCGCAUGCCGGACGCGCACUCCGAGUACGCCCGCUACUCGGGUGGCUACGGCGACUACCUGCCCGCUGCCCGCGUCCACUCAGGCUACCAGCGUCGCCUCUGAGCCGGCCACAGGCCCCGCUUGCCACCCCGCCAGGGCACGGACGGUUCUUUUUCAGCCUUUUUUUCUGGUUUUGCUGUUUGAGUUUUUUAGAAGGUUCCGCGGUUACGGUUGGCAGUGGCCGCGCGUUUUGUCCCCCGCCGGCGCUCGGCGCCAGUUCAUAACCUGCUAAUGGUUGCGGCCGUGUGGCCGAGACUCUUUUAUACCACGAGUUGUCCCAUUUUUUGGGUGCAUUCCCCGUUCCCAGCGUCGGGCCCGGCACGGUGCCGGGGUUUUUUUACGACUGUAAAUAAACAUUGGGGGUCUGCUCCGGU